Messenger RNA from Tetrahymena thermophila SB210, 3426 nucleotides. RefSeq lists its product as hypothetical. The transcript has 9 exons. NCBI's taxonomy places the organism in Eukaryota, Ciliophora, Oligohymenophorea, Hymenostomatida, Tetrahymenidae. The record is from RefSeq and is a predicted model, not a curated record.
AUGAGUAGCUAUUAAAACAUAUGCCACUAAAAUCCGUCGCAUUAUACUUAUCAGCUAGUAAAUUAAUAGUAAGCAAACUAUAAAACUUCUCCUAUUAAAAAUGACAAAUGCUCGCCCUGUACCUACUUUGAUGAUUCUGUUGAGCAAGAAAAUUUUUAAGCAUAAGAUGACUACAAUAUGGAUAAAAUACAAUUUUAAAAUUAGGAUUGCAACAAUUAUCUUCAUAAUAUCAGCAAUCUGAAUUUAGAAAAUGAAUCUACUGUUCUAAAAGAUGACAAUUAUAUUGAUUAAAAUGUAGACUAAGAAAAUCUAUCAUUAAUGAUGGAAUCAAUUCCUGUCAUAAGAGAGCUUAUGGUGCUAGCUGAAGCUGAUUCAAACGGAAAGAUUUAGUUUAACAAUUUUUUUAAACUCCUAAAAAAAUUGAAAAUAUGCUCAAGUCAAGUUGAAGCUCAAAAAGUCUUUAUACGUAUUAGUGGUCAGAGUUAUGACUUUUGCUCUCAUGAAUAGUUUUUCUUGUUUUUUAGUAAGGAAUUAAAAUCUUUAAAUUUAACUGAAAUAGCAACCACAGAAUUACUGCUAAGACUUGUUUUGGAGUUUUUCAGAGUAUUAGGAAAGGAGAAAGUUUAAUUAGAUUUAAGAGAUUUAAUGAUCUACAGCAAAGCACAUUUAGAUCUUGAUUUAGACUUUAUAUAACUUCUUGAAAUUUUUGAAUUCUAUGAUAAUAUUUAUACAGGAGUCAUUAAAAAAAAAUAGUCUAUAGUAUAAUUCUUUUAAAACUGUGCUCCAAAGAUUACUAAAGUUAUAAGUGAUCGCUUUGUUUAUCAAUUAGAAGAUUUUUUAUAAAACCAAAGACCAAAGCUAGACACUUCUACUACUCUUAAACUAAAAGUUUAUGACGAUAAAGAAGUAAAGAGUGGUUAAAAAAGGGCAUUAAACACAUUUGACAUUAAACAGGAAAGAGAAAGUAUUUAGGGAUUGCUUAAGAAAAAUUUCAAUCUUAACUUUGAAGUUGCUGUUGAGGAAAAUAAUGAUAAAGAAAAUCAAGUAGAAAAUGAAAUAGAAGAUUAUUUUUAAGAGAAUCGCCCUAAAAAUAAAGGUUGGCUACAAAGAAAAAGCAAGAAACAUCAAAAUAAAUGGUCAAAUUUAUUCUUUUACAUCUACCACGAUAACUCACACUUAGUUUCUAUCAAACCCACUUCUCUUAAAAGAGAAAUAAGCUGCCUCAAUAUAGAAUUAUUUAAAUGCAAUUUCAUAGAAUUGCUAGAUUAUUAGGAAACUAGGAAGGCAAAUAUGGAAAGAAGAAAGCUUAGAAACAAAAAUUUUAUGUCAAUGACAGAAGGAGAUAAAUUAAAUACUUACAACAACUCUAACGAUGCAUCAAAAAUGUCUAAUUCUAAUCUUCAUACAUAAUCAAUUGCAAGAAAAAAUGAAUUAUAAAAUUUCUUUUUAUUCGAUAAAUCCUCUAACAAAAGUUAUUUAAUAAGAUCAGAGGAAAGUAUUACUAUAAUGAGCAUUAUUUCCUUCCACAACAAAACAGUAGUCCUUAAUGAAAAGAAUGAUAAAGAUUUAAAUACUAAGCUAUAAAACUUUCCUGAGUACUAUAGAUAAUACUCUGGUAUAAUUGAAAUUGCAAUGUGCGAUAAAAAAUCAAUUAAUAUAUCUUACACGAAUCUCAACCAAUUUUCUUUCAAAAAAUAAUAUCUUGUCAUAGAUUAAGGUAAAUGUAAAAUAUAUAACAUCAAACAGAAAGAUAAAAUAAAUCUUAUGGAAUACGAAAUUAAAUUAGAUCCAAAAUUACCUCAUACUCCAUCAUGUCAAUAUUCUUUUAUGCUUGAAAAAACUGUCAAGCCAGAUUAAAAUAACAAUGAAGAUGAAGCUAAGAAGAAAGAAGAAUAAAUACAAUCCUAGCAUUCUUCAGUAGUUGUUUUCAACCCUUCAAAUAAUACGAUAAAUAAUGAAAAUAAUAAAAUGUAAAAUAAAUUAAGUAUAAAUCUAGGAGAAAAAAGCUUAAAAAAUGAAAUUACUACUAAUAUAUUAAGUCCUAAAGUGUUAUAAUAUAAUUGCUAAUAAUAACAAACUCCAAAUGGUCAGUAGCAGAGUAGCAAAUAAGGAUUCUUUUCAAAAAUUCUGUAAAAAAUCUAUAAAAAAACUCCAGAUCGUUUAAUAAUUGCUGCUGAUAGCGAGUAUAAGCGCAAAUAAUGGAUUUUCACCAUUAAUUUCCAUAAAACCAUGUUAGUUAGAAUGAAAAAGAAGAAUAAAGCUAGCUUUUGUUACUACCAAAGUUUCAACACAAAUUAAUUCUUUAGUAAUCUAAAUACUCAAGAAAACGAAUUAAAUUAAAAUUUGCACACUUUAAGUAUUCACAAUAACUUGAAUAUUAAUUCAUAAACAUUAAAUGGAUCAUAAUUAAAUAAUAUAACUCACUAGCAACAACUUGCUUUAAUUAAAAAUAAAAGAUAAAAUAACCGCUCUUAAUUUGGUAGUGGAGAUUAUAAAUAAAAUGGUCAAGCUUAAAACAAAAACAAUUUAAAGCUAAGUGAAGUGGAAGGUGAUAAUGAUUACUAUGAUAUUUUUGCUUAAAAAGAUGUUGUAGAGGAAGUAAAAGAGGAAGAUGAUGAACACAAUGAUGAUUCCCCAAAAUAAGCAUUCAAAUAUAAUCCCAACGAUUAUUAAAACAAAAUUCAUUCAACUUAAGCAGCUGCACAUACUUAAAUGCCUUAAAAUAUUUAUCACACUCGUUAAGGUUCACAAAAUUAAGUCUUGAAUACAAUUAAUUCUAUGAACAAUCCUUAAUACACCUCGAAUAUCCAAAAACAGUCAAUUCUUAAAACAACUGAAGAAAAUAUGUACACAAUGAGCUUUCCUUAAAAUAACCCUCUAUUUAAAAAAUCGAUUGUUAUGUUUGAUAACAAUAAACUAAUAAUGAAUUCAAAAGAAAUAAAAACUUUUACUGAUGAAGAAGUGUGGUAAAAGUUUAUAAAGCAUUUUUUGGCAUUUAAUCAUUAAUACAGUGAAAUAGAUUUAUCUACUUAAGGUACUUAAGUGGGUGCAGAUAAUAUUCAUGCAACAGUGAAUAAUUGUUCUUACCUAAAAUCGACUAAUCACACAUAACCUUUGUCAAAAAGUACACCUUUAAAUAAGUUUUUGAAUCAUAAUCAGUUUAUUUUUAAUGGAGUUGAAAAUCAUUAUGAAUAAACAAUAGAAUAAAAUAACCAAAGUUUAGAAAUUUAAAAUAAAGUAAAUAUAGACUUAUAAUAAGAGAAUUAAUUUAAUGAACUGCAAAGUUAGAGGUAUUUACAAAAGUAAAAUAUGACAGGAACUCGUUUCUAAGAAAGUUCUGUUUUCGAAGAAUUCGAAUAAGAGCAUAUUGAACCUUGUGCUUAGAAAAUAAAUUUUAGAUAAAUAGUUAUUCAAAAGUAAUUUUGA